This is a messenger RNA of Phragmites australis (common reed), 1479 nucleotides long. Its product is annotated as NAC domain-containing protein 92-like. The coding region runs from base 316 to 1344 and encodes 342 amino acids. Gene Ontology annotation, biological process: regulation of DNA-templated transcription. NCBI's taxonomy places the organism in Eukaryota, Viridiplantae, Streptophyta, Magnoliopsida, Poales, Poaceae. The transcript is spliced from 3 exons. The record is from RefSeq and is a predicted model, not a curated record. Gene Ontology annotation, molecular function: DNA binding.
AAAGCACCCAAAUAUUUCACAGCCAAAAGCUCAAGUGCUGCCGUGUAGCGUGUUCUUCUUCCUCCAUCCUCGAUCGUCGCCUAGCUAGCUGCUGGCCAUCAGCUAGCUAAUUAAUAAGCUUUUCUUGACAGAUCAUUUCGUUCUUGGAUCCGUUAAUUAGUUGCCUGCCGUCGUCUUCCUUCUUCCUCAAGUGCAACAAGAAACCCCAAGGUUUCUUACAGCUUGCUAAGUAUAGUAGCCGGUUUAGCAGGCUAGGCCGCUACUGUUAGGGUUCUCUUCUGCUGUUGUGUGUAGUGUUGAGAUCGGUUGGUUGGUAUGGAAGGGUCAGGAGGAGGAGGAGGAGGGACGAAGAAGGAGGAGAGCUUGCCGCCAGGGUUCAGGUUCCACCCGACGGACGAGGAGCUCAUCACGUACUACCUGCGGCACAAGCUCGCCGACGGCAGCUUCACGGCGAGGGCCAUCGCCGAGGUCGACCUCAACAAGUGCGAGCCUUGGGAUCUCCCAGAAAAAGCUAAACUCGGAGAAAAAGAGUGGUAUUUCUUCAGCCUAAGGGACAGGAAGUACCCGACGGGUGUGCGAACAAACCGCGCAACUAAUGCUGGCUACUGGAAGACAACAGGGAAGGAUAAGGAAAUCUACACUGGGCAACUACCAGCCACGCCAGAACUAGUAGGAAUGAAGAAAACUCUAGUCUUCUACAAAGGAAGAGCUCCGCGAGGCGAGAAAACCAAUUGGGUCAUACACGAGUAUCGCAUGUACUCUAAGUCAGCCCCUAAAUCUAACAAGGAUGAGUGGGUCGUGUGCCGCGUCUUCGCGAAGACCGCCGGCGCCAAGAAGUACCCGUCCAACAAUGCGCUCUCCCGGUCCCACCACCACCCGUACACGCUGGACAUGAUCCCACCCCUCCUGCCGACCCUGCUCCAGCACGACCCGUUCGCGCGCGGGCACCCGCACCACUACUCGUACAUGACCCCCGCCGACCUGGCCGAGCUCGCGCGCUUCGCCCGCGGCACGCCGGGGCUGCACCCGCACAUCCAACCGCACCCCGGGACGGCGGCCUACAUCAGCCCCGCCGCGGCGGCGCCGUUCACGCUCUCCAGCCUCAACCUCAACCUCGGCGCCUCGCCGCUCCAUGCUAUGUCGAUGGCGAUGAGCCAGACGGCGCCGAGCGUUGCCGGCGCUGGCCAGGUGAUGGGAAGUGAGCACCAGCAGAUGGCGCCGGGGCUCGGCGGCUGCGUGAUCGCGGACGGAGGGUUCGGCGCGGACGCGGCGGGGGUGCGGUACCAGAGCUUGGACGUGGAGCAGCUGGUGGAGAGGUACUGGCCGGCCGGUUACCAGGUGUAGUAGCUGUGGAGUGGAGUGCUUGACUGCUUGCAGUGCCAAAGUGCCAAGCAAAAUUGUUGGUGUAUCAUGUAGCAAGAACACGAAGACUUGAGGUGUCUUAAUCUAGUGCUUCUUUGUUGUAUCAUUAGCUGAAAA